UUCAGAAUAUCUGCUCUGAAGAAGAAGAAUAAAAACAAAACAAAAACGACAAAAAUGGAGGAAAAACGAGCCCAGCGUCGAGCGUAUGUCGUCGACAUGUACGACCAGGGCCAUCGAUAUAAACACGUGAUCGUCAAACUCUGCCAUCUCGUCAACAAUGGAAGCGAUGCCAUUUCGGAACACCACGUGAUGUUGCUGGCGCCUUCGUCAGACGAUUUCAAAAACAUCAUCGGAAAACCGGAACUACGAGACGUGGAUGGAGUGUUCGUUAACCCCAUAUGUGUGGAGAACAAGAUAGAGGCAUUUUACGAAGCCAAGGAGCAAAUUGACGAUCAGAAAAUCAACCGGAUUGUCUUGGUGUGUUCUACGGAACAGAGCGGCUACUGGAAGCAACUCAGCGAGAUAUUCUUCACGAAGAUCUACCGGAUUUCCGUGGAAAUGGUGGGUGACGGAGGCAUGGAGAUGACAGCGACCUAUGGCUUCCACAACGAGGUGGAACAGUUCCUUAAGAGUCUUCCUUCAAAUGGCCCUGUUGAAGUCCUGUGUACUCCUAUUAUUCCCAACAACAUUUUCAACCACGGGUUCACCACUAGAACUGGCGGGAUUUCCUCCAUCCCUUCCCUGAGGUCUCUCAACCUGAUGUACGCCAAACGCAAACAGGACCCGAUGGUUGUUAUCAAAGAAAACAGGCGACGCCUGGCGGAGGCGGCGGGCUUUAACCCCUUCAACUUCCAACUGGUCAAGGCCGAGCACUCGAACCGUGUCUGGACAAUCGGGCGAGAUGCGCCCUCUGGCUACGACGCCAUCGUGACGAAACAUCGCGGAUUGGCGAUUGCCUCCCCUGGCGCCGACUGCGUCACGGUGAUUUUCGCAGACCCCGUGAACAUGGUGUGCGGCACUGCGCAUGCGGGGUGGCGCGGAACCUUAAAGGGAAUAACGCGGGAGACAAUCCGCGCCAUGGUGAAAGAUUUUGGCUGCGACGUUAGAAAUAUCUGGCCCAACCAUGUCUGGAGACGAUGUGUUUGCCGUUCAACCCGGAAGACGCAAAACCCUUUGAGCAGAUUGAUCCGUCGACCGUGGUGUCAAAACCGGGUGACCCGAAAGUCUAUAGACUUGCUGAAGGUCAACAGGAUUUUGCUGGAGCGAGAGGGAGUUUUGGCUGGAAAUAUCGACGACACGUCUGCUUCCAAGUGCACUGCGUGCAACCCUGGUCAGUUCUUCUCCUUCAGGAGAGAUAAGUUCCCCUUUGGGAAUCAAGUGGCUUUUAUCUGUAUUCGAGAAUGAACUCCCAGACUGCAGUUAGCAAGCACCACGAGAUAUCUCGUCACCAUCAGCCAUGCUAACACUACAUGGUCUACUGGUCCUGAACCUAAUGGGAGUUAAUCGUCAUUCCCCGUGAUAGGUAACAAAAGGCGUUCUGGAUUUCAAAUUCCCACACGAUGACAGAAUUAAGAUUGCAGGCUCAAAGUUCCAAUUUUACAGUUAUUUAAACUUAAUGUUUCAGAAUUCCAUUUUUCUUCUAAAUCCAAGUUUCUUAUACUAGUUAUUAGUCUUUAUACAUGACACCGUCUAAACCCAACAGUUUCUUAUACUAGUUAUUAGUCUUUAUACAUGACACCGUCUAUCUUUUCAUUUUUAUUUUAAUAUUAAGUUUUGAUUCCGAAUUACGUUACAGAAUUGUGAUGAUGAUGUAAUAAUCGUCUUGCUAAUUUCUAACUACGGUUCAAACACGCUUCCCUGGACACGUAACUUGGUUGUUUUUGGUUGUGACAGAAAGGAAACCCGUUGCUGUCAUAUGGGCUAUCAAUACCGAUUAGCCACAAAAAAAAGCCACAACCUUUUAGUGUAUUUUGCCACACCACGGCUGAUUAUGUACCAUUUGAUAAGAAUAGUAAUGUCGACAGUGUUAGCUCUUCACGUUGUCAACCAAAGUCAACUACCCUGAUGUUAAAUGGAGCCAGUGGUACAUAAAGAUAUGGCUAAAAACAUUUUGCCAGAAAAUUUCACAUUUAUUUUAUUCUGAAAAGUGCUUUAUUCAACCAGAAAUAAUGAGAUAGACGUGACAUCUUACCUGUAAUUGAUAUGUUGACACACAUAUAUUUGAUUGAUUGCUAUAUAGCCAAUAAAACAGAAACACAUGACCUCGAUCAUGUUUUUGCUAAAUCUGUUUAAAGUGUUUGCCAAAUAAUUUCCGGUUGCAAGCGUAGGUUGGGGGGGGGGGGGGGGGUGCGCACCCCAUUUCCCCAAUAUGAAAUUACUAUGAAACUCCUCUGCAUACUGCAGGUUAGUGUACUUUGGAAUACCGUAGGUACUGUUUGUUAACAUUGCAAACCUUCCUUAAAAACAUCCUGCAGCCGUUUCUAUGUUGCAGUAGUUGAAGAGGUGUGGAAUGUACACAAUGUAUGUUUCAAGUCACGUAAUCCCUGGUUCAAGUAAAAUGUCGUGCGACCCGCCUUUGUUAGGGCAGACGGCGUGGGAUUCUGCCUUUAAGUUCAAUGAGAACCGGUUCUUUGACGCACCUGCAGAAAGAUAUCACUCUUUUUGUCAUUUUAACUCCACAAGAAUUGGUUGGUUAUGCUCCAUUGAUGGACUGCAUUCAUUGAUGUCUUUGUACUACCUUUAGAUAUUGUUCAGUUGUGUGCUUUCGUUGAGUUUGAACCCUUGCAGGAUCCUUAUCAGUCAGUGUUUGUGUUGCAAGAAGAUUAGUUCUCGAUCUACAAAACGUGUUCUUUUAAAAAAAAAAAAAAAAAAAAAAAACAACAACAACAACACGGUUUUCAUAUUCCAGUAACAGAGGCUAACCCGAUUUGUGCAAAUUCAGAAAUCUGGCAUACAGGUAUCAUUCCCGUGUGAUUUCUUGUUAUGUUUCGCUAGCUGAUCUGUGUUUAUUUUUAUUUUAUUUUAUUUUAUUUUUUACUCAUCAAAUUACUUAUGUAUUUUGGUGAACUUAUGCACUGAAUAUGUGUGAUAUGAUAGUGGAGAGUGUUGCACUGAAUAUUGUGAUAUGAUAGUGGAGAGUGGGGUUUUUUUGCGGAUCUUUACGGAUAUUCCGUCGUGUUUUACGUUCAAUCAGCAGUGACCUUGGUGAAUGCUGGACGCAUCUCACACCAGUGACAAUUCGUGUUUCAACGUAUGCUGUGUGGACCAAUAGGAAUUCCUCUUUGAACAAAAAACAAUUCUUUAGAUUCAUUUGAAUUUUUAUCACAGUGUGAUCUUCAAAACCAAGAAGUAUUUUCAAUAAAAUCCUAAAAGAAUAAUUAUAUUCUCUAA
Molecule: messenger RNA, 3270 nt
Organism: Gigantopelta aegis
Lineage: Eukaryota; Metazoa; Mollusca; Gastropoda; Neomphalida; Peltospiridae
Product: purine nucleoside phosphorylase LACC1-like
Molecular function (GO): copper ion binding
Source: RefSeq, a predicted model, not a curated record